Molecule: messenger RNA, 2560 nt
Organism: Suillus subalutaceus
Lineage: Eukaryota; Fungi; Basidiomycota; Agaricomycetes; Boletales; Suillaceae
Product: Man1-Src1p-C-terminal domain-containing protein
Exons: 9
Coding region: 112-2436 (774 amino acids)
Cellular component (GO): nuclear inner membrane
Molecular function (GO): chromatin binding
Source: RefSeq, a predicted model, not a curated record
CAGUGGGAGCGAACUUCAACCUAGGACAUCAGUGUGACUGAGCAUGUGACCAUGUACGUGACGCCGCGUUUGUCGUGACUUGUGACCACAACGGCUUCGACACGCUCCACGAUGUCGAGGGCCAUGACUACAGCUCAGGUCAUCGGCCUGGGCGAAUAUCUUAACCCUGAAUUUGAUCCUGCCACACUUACAGUAGCUCAACUUCUUGGUGUUCUUGGAUAUCACAACAUUAGAUUUCCGACUCCUUACACCAAACCAAAACUAGUGCAGCUUUUCCUUGAUGAAGUCAAGCCGAAGGCAGCCAAGUUCAAGAAAGACAGACUAAAGAAGGAAAACAGUGCUGCUAGCGAUGAUGGAAUAACCGAUGGCAUGACGGGGAAACCCCUCAGUGGUGCAACUAAGCCAAGGCGAUCUUCCAGGAGACUUUCUCAUGCACCAUCUGAUGACGAUGAGCCGCCACCUCGACCAGAUCCGCCGAAGCGCCGUCGUUCGUCAGCACAACCCAGCCUUGGUGGCGCACAUAAAACUAUUGCUCGCGCCGCCGUGCAGCCCGCAGUUAUUGAGGAAAGUGAACCUGAAGAGGAAGACCCACCCUUGCGUAAGGUCGGCAGGAACAAGAAGAGUUCACGAGCUGCUGGCUCGCAAGCGCGCAGAAUCUCGCUUGCAGAUGACAGCGGAUGGGAGGACAAUAACAUUUUCCAGUCUGGAGCUGAAUCAUCUUCGCCUGCACGGCCGUCUCCUAUGCGUCCUCAAAGUGCUAGGAAAAGUGGUUCUGUCAAGAAGUCACGCCACUCAAUGUCAGCACCUCCCCAAGCAUCUCCGUCUUUAUCUCCUCCGAAAGCGCUUCUCUUCCCAGUAGAUCUACAACGUUCUCCUCCGCAGUCAAAGUUUGAGCCAGAACUUCCUCCCACGAUUUCAAGAGCGCCCCGAAUUUCAACUCCGUCGGAGACGGUUCGUUUCAGUCCCAUCGAACAUCUGUCUAGGCCGAGACCUCCAUUGACAUCCAAGGUCAAUGCCCUUGAUUUUGAUGACGCCACAGAUGUAGUUGAUGGCCAGACUCCUGAUGAAAGCCAGAGCGACAGUUUCGGGGAACCUGAUUCGCUAGAGGUUGCCGUAUCCAAUCGUAUAGCUGGUGGUGACCAAUUGGUUCGCCGGCGCCCGGCCCCUCCGCUGCAACGCUCUAGGUCUCGUUUGUUGACAAUUCUCUACCUAAUUGUGAUGGUCGCCGGUUCCUACUUUGUGAAGCAGUACAAAGAUGAAUCAUCCCUCAUUGGUUACUGUGAUACUGGCAACAACACCAAUCAGGUUCUACGGGACCUUGUAACCCAACGGGAGGCAGUCCAGGCUUGUAACAAAGAUAAUAAGACAGUUCUAUAUCUCCCGUCGGUCAUAUCGGAUACUGGGUUGUUCGAGGAUGGAAUUCCAUGUCCAUUUCCACCAUUCGUUCCAGCCUUGUAUCCCUCAACAUGUGCUCCUUGUCCAGAAUUUGCGACUUGCACGCGACAUUCAGUGGUCUGUAACCCUGGUUAUGUAUCCCGUCCACACCCUCUUCUUGGCAUCAUAUCACCUUUCGGCACCGCAACCCCUCUUGUGGAAAGCAUAUGGAGCUUGAUUGGUAACGUUACCAAUGGCUUACCAGGUUUGGGACCUGUUGCGUUUCCCCCACGUUGCAGUGAAGAUCCGAAACGGAAAAGGAAUAUAGGCGCCUUGGGCAAAGCGAUAGAGGUGCUUCUCGGUCGGGUGAUCGACAACGAUAGUGAAGGGGGCGAGGCCAUGAAAUGGGGUCUAGAAAUCGAGAUGCUGAGGAAUACAAUGAAGCGCAAAACAGCACCGCAUCUUCUGGCCAAUUUUGAUGACACGUUCAAUGAAGCCAUACAACAGCUAGUCCAAUGGGGUUCCGUAAUUUUUGGGGAGGACAGCACAGGAAAUCGUUAUUUGGCUCAUAAGACGCCACACUUGACUUUGAAUUGUCAAUUUACUGUCAAGUCUAGGGAGCUUUGGGAACAGUGGCGAGCGUCUGUGUAUGCAUCUAUUGCAUGUGUGCUCGCGUUAUAUUUCAUAAAGCGAUCUCGGGCGCUCCGCCAUAUCGAGGGGAGACGUGUGGCAGAAUUAGUGCAAAUCGCACUUGAUACUUUGCGUAAUCAAGAACUUGCGCACCACACGGAUCCAGUGACGGCACCGCAGCCAUAUUUGUCCUCUCUGCAACUUCGUGAUCUCAUCUUACAGGAUGAACAUUCAAUAUCAGCUCGAAGAAGACUAUGGGAUCAAGUGGAGCGUGUGGUCGAAGGGAACGCCAAUGUGAGGGCAAACCUUGAAGAAGUACAAGGUGGGGAUGAAUUACGUGUCUGGCGAUGGGUAGGAUCUACGGGUGGACCAGAAAUUCGGAAGGUUCAAUUUCAGACGCAAAAGGAUGAAGUGAACACUAAUGCCCUGUGAAGCACCCCGGUUCUAUGACUAGUAGUAGUAGUUGAUCGAUUUAUUGUUGUUUCUCUCCUAUAUAACGUCUUUAUCCCCUCAAUCUUAUUCACAAUACUGGUGGCCAAACCGUCGUUUAACCAAU